Messenger RNA from Vanrija pseudolonga, 795 nucleotides. RefSeq lists its product as uncharacterized. The record is from RefSeq and is a predicted model, not a curated record. Bases 1 to 795 code for a protein of 264 amino acids. The transcript has a single exon. Lineage: Eukaryota; Fungi; Basidiomycota; Tremellomycetes; Trichosporonales; Trichosporonaceae.
AUGCCUACAACGAUAAACCACACAGCCUACCCGCUCCUCAUCGACACCGUCAUCGACUUGGCGCCCAUCGGCUCCCUCCUCGCACUCAGACGCACCUCAAAAGCCUUCUGCACGCGUAUCGAUAAGCGGCUGUUCAAGCAUGCCACGCUUGUCCAGCCAGAGGGCCAUGCGUGGAUGUACGUCGUCUUCCCUAGCGUGCCGGCAACUGCCCCGUGUCAUCUGUACGACUUGCCCUUUGCGUGCCAGGCGAUCGAGGUACUCGACGUCGACAGGACCAACUUCCCGCUCGUGCCGAUAGCGUACCACUCCAUCAACCCGCUCGAGACGCUGGUCAACCUCAAGACUGUGCGGCGGAUAGGAUGGGACCGCCGUCCGUCGCGCUUGCGGCACGCGGGUAACCUCGACACGAUAGUCGACUAUGUUGACCUCGACGAAGCGACGGAGGAGAUUGUCUUCCACCUCGUUCCAGGGCAGGAGCGGCAUAUCGCCCACAUACAUUGUACGACGGACGAGCUACCCACGAUCGAGGUCUCGAUGGGCCUCGUCGGCCCCGCGACGGCGCGGCUGCGCGAGUUUGCGAUUGUCAUCUGGUCGCCGGCGGACGAACCGCCGCCCGACUCUGAUAUGGGCGACGAGCCGUUCCUCUGGGAACUGGUGCACGAGCUUGUCCCUUUCCUCAUGUCAGGCGGUGUCCUCAAGAUUGUCGGGCUCGAGACAGUCCACCCCCGCCGCCUGUACCCCGAGCCCAAGGUGCUCGUGCCUGGCGUCCAGCAUGUCGAGGAGUGGGCGCGAUGA